Molecule: messenger RNA, 1477 nt
Organism: Bradysia coprophila
Lineage: Eukaryota; Metazoa; Arthropoda; Insecta; Diptera; Sciaridae
Gene: Teh2
Product: tipE homolog 2 phospholipid transfer protein
Biological process (GO): regulation of sodium ion transport
Cellular component (GO): plasma membrane
Molecular function (GO): sodium channel regulator activity
Source: RefSeq, a predicted model, not a curated record
UUUAAUUAACAAAAAAUAAAUCCGAAAAGAAGAACAAUUAAAACGACAAAAGAAUUUUAAGUCGGAGGGAUGCGUGACGAUAACAACCACAAUAAAUUAAUCACACAAAUUCAUAUCUUAAUAAAUAUUUAGAAGAAGAAAAUAUUUUGAAGGAAAUUCGUACCUUUCGUCAUUUUUAUAUAAAAAGUAAAUUUAAACUAAAAAAAAUAAAAAUUAAAAAGAAAAGAAAAUUAUAAUUCAAAUUCGAGGUGAUAAUAUUCAAUAAAAUGCAAUUUAAUAAAUUGAAUUCUUAAAAAGGAAUUAAAUAUUCAAACGCUUACAACCACCAAAAACCAAAUAAAAUAAAAAUAAAUAAAUUUUAGUCAAAUAAACCGUAGCUGUUAAGGUAAAUUAAAACAAUAAAAUAAAAACGUGAAACAAAAAGUUAAAGAUAAACAAUAACGCAACAAAUUAGAACAAAUUAUUUAAGAGAAUGACUGGUUCAGCCGAUGGAAACACAAUAACAGCCUCUAUGUCAGGAGUGCCUAGUAUAAUGAAUAGUUUAAAUAGCCUAGCUAGUAGCAAAUUAAGUGUACAUAGUCGACCUAAGUCACCCGAAGCCGAAGAAGUGAUAGCCGAAUUGUUGGAAAAAGCCAAAUUUUAUACGUCUUUAUGUCUAGGCACUACUGCGAUUCUUUCUGUCUUCGCAUUUUUAUUUCUCAUCCCGUUUGUGGUGGAUCCAGCUAUAUCAACAAUAGUGGCUGACUAUGAUCAAGCACCAGUCACCUGUAUGGUGGUAGAUCAUGUCUACGGUGAAGGACUGAAGAAUUGUACUUGGUCGUCUUGUCGGGAGGGCUGUACAACCGCAGCAACACGAUGCCAUCAGUUGCUAGUAAAUUAUUCGAAAAUUCCGUGGGACGAUUGGCAAAAUAAGCCGAGACGCUUAGAUUCAAUCGAAUGGGACGUAGCUGACACCCGUUUGUUGAUCAAUUCGGAAGGAUGUGGUUAUCCGCCUCGGGUUAACUGUACCGAGUUUGCUAAACAAUAUGGUUUCUCACACAUUGGCGAACCGUUUCCGUGUUUUUACAGUCGAGCGUACCCGGAAAUGGUAAUAACACGCUAUUCGUGGGAAGACAAUCUAAAACAUUUGAUUCUGUCGCUAAUCAUUCCGAAUGUUUUAUUUGCAAUAUCGAUUGGUGUGCUGAGCUAUUGGUAUUGUCCUUGCUGUGAUAAAGCUUGCCGCAAGUCUAGAGUUUAUGCGGAGAAAUUUCCAACCAAAGAAGAAAAACUUCUUUGCCGGAGCGACGAUGAAGAUGACGAGUUGGACUUCUAAGAUAUUGUUAAUGAUGAAUAGUUUCUAUAAUGACAGUAUUGCAAAGCCUAUUUUUUAGAAAAACAAAUUUCCUACAAAAUUCUAGAAGUUCUUACAAUUUCGAGAAAGAAUCAUAAAACCCACAAAAAUAUUUCUGGCCAAGACAUUCUUAAAGUCGAUUUUUCA